UGGAUAUUUAGAGACAUAAAAUAUCGCAGUUGUAUAGAAGCGGUGUAUUUUAUCUCAUGUAAACAGGAGGUAAAAGACACCCGCUGGCUCUCUCAACAUUUGGCAAUCGCCAAACUGCAGAGAAACUUACCUGCAGUUUUGGCUGCUUUGGCUGAAGAGACCGAGGUCAACAAAUGCCCUUUGGCCAAGGGCCUUUAUAGUUUUUGUUGCACAUAUAGAUUUGUUGCAGCAGUCUACAUGCAAGCUGAUGUGUUGCCACAUCUGGCUCGCCUCUCAAAGAUUUUUCAAAGGGAGAAUGUAAACUUUUUAGCCAUCAAAGAUCAGGUCCCAGUGACAAAGGGAUGCCUGAGAUCAAUUAAAGAUGCUGCAGAUAACCAGACAAUAGGCUCUUUCCUUGCUCGGCUACAUGAGGACCUGGAAGCACCUGCUGGCCUGGGUGCAUUUCAGAUUACACAUGAAGAGGAGAGGCACAAGAGAUGCAGAGGCCAAGAAGAGGAGCAGACAAGGAAGGGGCAUUGGUUUCGCUUUAGAACUCAGGUAAUGGAGCCUUAUCUGGAUGGCCUGGUGGAAAAUAUCAAUAGACGUUUUCAACACUUGGAUGUGCUUGGAGCAUUUCAUGUACUGGGACCCCAAGCAACCAAAGAGGAUGAUUCUGUUAAUAUACAACAUCUUCUGACCCUGUCUGCUAAGUUUCUUGGAAGGCCAGACAAUCCAGAACUUCUCCAAGAAUGGUUAGCAUACAAGCAUCUGCAAGCCGGUGCCUUCAAGAAUAUGGACCAGCUUGGCAUGAUGUCGAAGAUGGCAUCACAGACAGAGGAAUGGGGAAUACUGUACCCUUCCUUGAGUCAACUGUCUGCCAUUGCAUUGACAGUCCCCAUUUCAACAGUUAACUGUGAGAGAGAUUUCUCUACAAUGAACAGAGUGAAGACAGACCUAAGGAACAGGCUGCAGGGGGAUCACCUAGCAGCUUGCCUUACAUUAAGUAUAAAUGGACCACCUAUUUCCGAUUUCCCGUACGAUAGAGCCCUCAAACUGUUUUUAGAAAAAAAACAGGAAAAUCAGGUGUUCACAGACAGGGUGUACACUUUGUAAAUAGUUCAUUUGUUAUGGUUUGUUUUUGGAAAAAAUAAAUGUUGUAAUGUUAAAAAAAUAUUUGUCAUGAUAUGAAACAAUUUUGCCGCGGCACGACAUGGUCGGGCCGUCCGACUCCGAUGCGGCCCACCCACCACCACAACAUAAAA
Corythoichthys intestinalis (scribbled pipefish) is the source of this 1241-nucleotide messenger RNA. It is a transcript of the gene prdm11, whose product is annotated as PR domain containing 11. The record is from RefSeq and is a predicted model, not a curated record. NCBI's taxonomy places the organism in Eukaryota, Metazoa, Chordata, Actinopteri, Syngnathiformes, Syngnathidae. The coding region runs from base 238 to 1092 and encodes 284 amino acids. The transcript has 5 exons. Gene Ontology annotation, molecular function: protein dimerization activity.